Lathyrus sativus (Indian pea) is the source of this 660-nucleotide messenger RNA. NCBI's taxonomy places the organism in Eukaryota, Viridiplantae, Streptophyta, Magnoliopsida, Fabales, Fabaceae. The record is from the annotation of a GenBank genome assembly.
AUGGCGAAAACGAGGCCAGGGAAAAAAGACAUGGACUCAUACACCAUCAGAGGAACUAACAAGCUUGUUAAAGCUGGUGAUUGUGUUUUGAUGCGUCCUUCUGACACGAGUAAGCCACCAUAUGUGGCACGUGUGGAGAAGAUCGAGCAAGAUAAUAGGAGCAAUGUGAGGGUUCGUGUGAGAUGGUAUUAUAGACCUGAAGAAUCUCUUGGUGGAAGAAGACAGUUUCAUGGAGCAAAGGAGCUGUUUUUAUCUGACCAUUUUGAUGUUCAAAGUGCUCACACUAUUGAAGGAAAGUGUAUUGUUCAUUCUUUCAAGAACUAUACUAAGCUUGAGAACGUAGGUUCUGAAGAUUAUUAUUGUAGAUUUGAGUAUAAGGCUGCUACUGGUGCUUUCACCCCUGACCGUGUUGCUGUAUACUGCAAAUGUGAGAUGCCUUAUAAUCCGGAUGACCUAAUGGUGCAGUGCGAGGGAUGCAAAGAUUGGUACCAUCCGGCUUGUGUGGGCAUGACUAUUGAAGAAGCAAAGAAGUUGGACCAUUUUGUUUGUUCUGAAUGUUCAUCUGAUGAUGAUAUGAAGAAACCACCGGUGCCAUUUCCUGCAUCACCGGGAUCUGAUGAUGGCAAGGUGGAGCCAAAGCGGCGAAAGAGAGGACCGUGA